AUGAACGACUCAAACACCCCAUCUACUCCUGAUACGGAGUACUCUGCUCCAUGCAGUCCCCAGCAAAAGAUUCAGCAUCUAAGAGAUACUCGCUCCGCAGCAAGAGAGAAGCUGGCUAGGCUGACGCUGGUCUCACUCCUCACAGCCGCCGACUUUUGGAGAACGAAAGCUAUUCCUGAGAAGGGCAUCCCUUCAAUCAAGACGACUGAUGGUCCCAAUGGCGCUCGCGGUGGUAUCUUUGUCGGCGGCACCAAGGCUGCACUAUUCCCUUGCGGUAUCUCACUCGCAGCAACAUGGAACAAAGAUCUUCUCUACCAAGUCGGGCAGCAUCUAGCGCUUGAAGUUCGAGCUCGAUCAGCGGAAAUGCUUCUCGCUCCAACAGUCUGCAUGCACCGCCAUCCCCUCGGCGGUCGUAACUUUGAGUCUUUCUCCGAAGACCCCCUUCUCACUGGAAAAUUGGCAGCACAGUACAUCAAGGGUCUUCAAGACAGAGGCGUUGCAGCGACCAUCAAGCACUUCGUGGGAAAUGAGCAAGAGACCAACCGGCUGACGAUAGACUCGCUCAUCACGGAGCGUCCCCUUCGGGAGAUCUACCUGAAACCCUUUGAGAUUGCUGUUCGAGAGGCUAAUCCCUGGGCUGUCAUGACUUCGUACAACCUAAUCAACGGCGUCCACGCUGAUCUGAACAAGCACACACUGAAAGACAUCCUCCGAGGAGAGUGGGGAUACGAGGGAACUGUGGUUUCCGACUGGGGAGGCAUCAACUCAUCGAUCGAAUCCGUGGAAGCAGGGUGCGAUAUCGAAUUCCCCUACUCUUCCAAAUGGCGUCUGGACAAGCUCGUCACAGCCGUCAAUGAGGGUCGCAUUUCGAUUGAGGAUAUUAACCAAGCAGCUGAGAACGUACUCACGUUGGUGGAACGACUCAAGGGAGGUGAUAUGUCACCCGAGGCGCCUGAACGGGAGGAUGACCGCGAGGAAACGAGGGAACUCAUCCGAACCGCUGGCCACGAAGGUCUUACACUUCUCAAGAACGACGGUGGCAUUCUCCCUCUGUGUCCCAGAUCUACCAAGGUCGCUGUAAUUGGACCGAACGCCAAUCGACAUAUUGCAGGCGGUGGUGGAAGUGCAAGUUUGAACCCGUACUACAACACCAUUCCGCUUGACAGCAUCCGAAAGGCAUCCAAGCAGAAAGUCUCGUUCGCCCAAGGUUGCCAUAUCCACAAGUGGCUCCCUGUCGCAUCUGAGUACUGCACCGAACAGUCAGGCAAACCCGGCGUUCACAUCGACUGGUAUGCGGGUGAUAAGUUCGAGGGCAAUCCAGUGGUGAAGCAGCGCCGAACAAACACAGAUCUCUUCCUAUGGGACUCGGCGCCCCUGAGUGAAGUCGGUCCCGAAUGGUCUGCCGUGGCCACGACGUUCCUUAUGCCGAGGACAACAGGCAAACACACCAUCAGCUUCAUGAGCGUUGGGCCCGGAAAGCUCUUCAUCAAUGACAAGCUGGUUCUCGAUCUGUGGGAUUGGACCGAAGAAGGCGAGGCGAUGUUUGAUGGAUCGAUUGACUACCUUGUUGAUGUCGACAUGGAAGCCGACAAAGCUGUUGAGCUGCGCGUGGAGAUGACGAAUGAACUUCGUCCCAUUUCGAAACAGAAGCAGUUCGGCAUCACCCACAAAUACGGCGGCUGUCGUAUCGGAUAUAAGGAGCAAGAUCAGGUAGAUUAUAUUCAGCAAGCAGUCCAGACGGCUCGUGACGCAGAUGUCGCUGUUGUUAUUGUUGGAGUCGAUGCGGAGUGGGAAUCGGAAGGGUACGAUCGUCAAACAAUGGAUCUUCCUGCCGACGGAAACCAGGACAGGCUUAUCGAAGCUGUUGUCAAAGCUAACCCCAAGACCGUUGUCGUCAACCAAUCCGGCAGCCCGGUGCAUAUGCCAUGGGUCGAUCGAGUGCCUGUAAUUCUUCAGGGCUGGUACCAAGGACAAGAAGCCGGCAAUGCCCUGGCGGAUGUCCUCUUCGGUAUUGAGAACCCAAGUGGCAAACUCCCAAGUACAUUCCCCAAGCGAAUCGAGCACACCCCAGCAUGGCACACCUGGCCUGGCGAGAACCACAAAGUACUGUACGGCGAAGGUCUCUACAUCGGCUACCGACACUACGACCACGCCAAGAUCGAGCCUCUCUUCCCCUUCGGCCAUGGCCUCUCCUACACAACCUUCGAAUACGGUCGCCCCGAGAUCUCAACGAAGACCCUCACUCCCGAUGGCGAAAUCAAGAUCACCCUCGCCGUCUCCAACAUCGGAACUCGCGCCGGUGCAGAAAUCGUGCAGCUCUACGUCCACGAUGAAAAGAGUCGCUUGCCACGACCUGAAAAGGAACUUGUGGCCUUUGAGAAGGUGUUCCUUGAAGCGGAAGAGACAAGGCAUAUUACCAUCAAGUUGGAUAAGUACGCUGUUGGGUAUUAUGACGAGACUGUUCCCGGUUGGAUUGCUGAGGAGGGCGCUUUCAAGGUGCUGAUCGGUGCAUCGAGUACGGAUAUCAGGUAA
This is a messenger RNA of Fusarium proliferatum ET1, 2532 nucleotides long. RefSeq lists its product as uncharacterized. The transcript is spliced from 6 exons. The coding region runs from base 1 to 2532 and encodes 843 amino acids. Gene Ontology annotation, biological process: glucan catabolic process. Gene Ontology annotation, molecular function: beta-glucosidase activity. Lineage: Eukaryota; Fungi; Ascomycota; Sordariomycetes; Hypocreales; Nectriaceae. The record is from RefSeq and is a predicted model, not a curated record.